GCCCUUUCGCAACCGGAAGUGGCCCUCCCGAGAGGCGUGGCUAAGGCGCUCGUGCAGGAUACGGUGGCCCGGCGGGGCUAGGAAAGCGUGAAAUCUCGCGCGAUUGCGCUGCGCCGUCGGGGACGGGGCCGGGCUGGUGGCGGGGGCGGGGACCCGGAGCGGGAAGAUGGCGGCGGCGCAGGAGGCGGACGGGGCCCGCAGCGCCGUGGUGGCGGCCGGGGGAGGCGGCUCCGGUCAGGUGACCAGCAAUGGCAGCAUCGGGAGAGACGCGCCGGCGGAGACCCAGCCUCAGAACGCACCGCCCCAGCCAGCACCCAAUGCCUGGCAGGUCAUCAAAGGUGUGCUGUUCAGAAUCUUCAUCAUCUGGGCCAUUAGCAGCUGGUUUCGCCGAGGGCCAGCCCCUCAGGACCAGGCGGGCCCUGGAGGAGCCCCACGCAUCGCCAGCCGCAACCUGUUCCCCAAAGACACUUUAAUGGUAACUGCCGGGUACCAGCGCAGCCCUGUGGGGUCCCUCCUUCCCUGGACAGUCUUGCAAGGUGGAUGCCAGGAGACCAUGAGCCACUACUGGUGGCCAGGGGUCCAGGCUCCGGAGGCUGCAGAUGGCAGCAGAUCUCAUGUCCCCUCCUUUCCCCACCUGUUACCCACAGUGAUCAACAAAUACAAGCGCAGGCGAUUUCAGAAAACCAAGAACCUGCUGACGGGAGAGACAGAAGCAGACCCAGAAAUGAUCAAGAGGGCUGAGGACUAUGGGCCCGUGGAGGUGAUUUCCCAUUGGCACCCCAACAUCACCAUCAACAUUGUGGACGACCACACGCCGUGGGUGAAGGGCAGCGUGCCCCCUCCCCUGGAUCAGUAUGUGAAGUUUGACGCUGUGAGUGGUGACUAUUACCCCAUCAUCUACUUCAAUGACUACUGGAACCUGCAGAAGGACUACUACCCCAUCAACGAGAGCCUGGCCAGCCUGCCGCUCCGUGUCUCCUUCUGCCCGCUCUCGCUCUGGCGCUGGCAGCUCUAUGCCGCCCAGAGCACCAAGUCGCCCUGGAACUUCCUGGGUGAUGAGUUGUAUGAGCAGUCAGAUGAGGAGCAGGAUUCGGUGAAGGUGGCCCUGCUGGAGACCAACCCCUACCUGCUGGCGCUUACCAUCAUCGUGUCUAUCGUUCACAGUGUCUUCGAGUUCCUGGCCUUCAAGAAUGAUAUCCAGUUUUGGAACAGCCGGCAGUCCCUGGAGGGCCUGUCCGUGCGCUCCGUCUUCUUCGGCGUUUUCCAGUCAUUUGUGGUCCUCCUGUACAUCCUGGACAACGAGACCAACUUCGUGGUCCAGGUUAGCGUUUUCAUCGGGGUCCUCAUCGACCUCUGGAAGAUCACCAAGGUCAUGGACGUCCGGCUGGACCGGGAGCACAGGGUGGCAGGUAUCUUCCCCCGCCUGUCAUUCAAGGACAAGUCCACGUAUAUCGAGUCCUCGACCAAAGUGUAUGAUGAUAUGGCGUUCCGGUACCUGUCCUGGAUCCUCUUCCCACUCCUGGGCUGCUACGCCGUCUACAGCCUUCUGUACCUGGAGCACAAGGGCUGGUACUCCUGGGUGCUCAGCAUGCUCUACGGCUUCCUGCUGACCUUCGGCUUCAUCACCAUGACGCCGCAGCUCUUCAUCAACUACAAGCUCAAGUCCGUGGCCCACCUGCCGUGGCGCAUGCUCACCUACAAGGCCCUCAACACCUUCAUCGAUGACCUGUUCGCCUUUGUCAUCAAGAUGCCUGUUAUGUACCGGAUUGGCUGCCUGAGGGAUGAUGUGGUUUUCUUCAUCUACCUCUACCAACGGUGGAUCUACCGCGUCGACCCCACUCGGGUCAACGAGUUUGGCAUGAGUGGAGAGGACCCCACAGCCGCCACCCCUGUGGCCGAGGUUCCCACAGCAGCAGGGGCCCUCACGCCCACACCUGCACCCACCACGACCACCACCACCAGGGAGGAGGCCUCCACGUCCCUGCCCACCAGGCCCACCCAGGGGGCCAGCUCUGCCAGCGAGCCCCAGGAAGCCCCUCCAAAGCCAGCAGAGGACAAGAAAAAGGAUUAGUCGCAACUGGUCCUUGCCUGCUCCGGCUCCUGGUGACCACCACCCCUGUGCCCCGGCCCCCUUACCCCCCCUCCCUGUCGCCCUUUCCCUGGACAGAUCAGGCCAGGGUGGCGGGAGGCCCGCCUCGGGCCAGGGCCCAGCCUGUGACGUAGGGGCCGGGGCAGGCCAGGGCUUGUUUGUGGAGGCGCCGUCUGUCCCUCUGUCCCUGUGUGUUUCCAGCCAUCUCGCCCUGCCAGCCCAGCACCACUGGGAAUCAUGGUGAAGCUGACGUGGUGCUGCCGAGGGGGUGGGCGGGGGUGGGGCUGGGGCCGGGCCCCCCUACGGGAUGCCCACGGCCGUCCAUCAUCUUGUCCCUUAUCCCUCAACCACAUCCCCCCGACCGCCGCCCUUUAACACAGUCUGGAUUUAAUAAAUUCAUAUGGGUGUUUAACUUAAACUCA
This is a messenger RNA of Sapajus apella (tufted capuchin), 2511 nucleotides long. RefSeq names its product CLPTM1 regulator of GABA type A receptor forward trafficking (gene CLPTM1). Gene Ontology annotation, cellular component: endomembrane system; membrane. Bases 167 to 2071 code for a protein of 634 amino acids. The transcript is spliced from 13 exons. Lineage: Eukaryota; Metazoa; Chordata; Mammalia; Primates; Cebidae. The record is from RefSeq and is a predicted model, not a curated record.